Ramularia collo-cygni is the source of this 2769-nucleotide messenger RNA. Its product is annotated as related to phosphatidic acid-preferring phospholipase A1, contains DDHD domain. The transcript is spliced from 2 exons. Gene Ontology annotation, cellular component: cytoplasm. The record is from RefSeq and is a predicted model, not a curated record. The coding region runs from base 1 to 2769 and encodes 922 amino acids. NCBI's taxonomy places the organism in Eukaryota, Fungi, Ascomycota, Dothideomycetes, Mycosphaerellales, Mycosphaerellaceae. Gene Ontology annotation, molecular function: glycerophospholipase activity; metal ion binding.
AUGAGCAGCUCAGCGAAUCAGUACAUUCGAGAUGUACUGCACCAUACGGACCCACCUCCGCCGAUCGCUGCCCGCUUCUUCUACAGCUCUCCAGCACCCAUAGACGAUCCGCUUGCUCCUCUGCCGCCUUAUACCAGUGUCAGCAGUGCUACCUUGAGACAAGAACCCAAACCCUUCUCCACUUAUGACAACACUGCUCUGGAUAAGGCCUGGAAUGAGCUACGGCGGAAGAUCUUGAAGUAUCAUGAGAAUCAGGGCGAAAAGGACCCGCAGAGUAGUCGGGAUGGGAGUCGUACUCGACCGCGGGCCAGCUCGUCCGUGGUGAGAGAGAGGAGGCAAGGAUCAAGCUCGAGAGAAGCUACGCCGCGAACCAGGACAGGCAAAGCAGCCGCUUCAAGUCUGGGACAUGAUAAUGGCCUCCCUCAAGGUGAAGAGGCGUCAGAUGUAUUGGCAAGUGCAACUGAGCUCUCGGCAAGUCCAGAUACGACGGGCACGCCCUUUUUACGAGCUCCCACAAGGAAGAAGAUCGAUCCGUCUCCCUUGCAGCGUUUCGAGGAGCGUUCGGCACGGCCAGAGGUUAGAAAACAUGACACCUACGAGUGGGAUGAUCCAUCACAUUUAGCAGAUCGUAGCCCAGCUCCUGUGCCGCGGAAGGAAUCAAAGAAAAGUCCCGCUGCAAAGGUUCCCGUCGGAGUGUCGAGGCUGCAUCAAGUGGAAAUGCCUGAUCUGCAGAUGACACCAAUAUACUGGGCGCCAGUCAAUGAUACAGCACAGGUGAUACGUGGGACGUGGUUCUACCAAGAURCGAUGCUGCCGGUGGAGACACCGGUGGCCAACAUGCUGGAAGCUGGAUACGUCGAUCUACAGUGCUGGACUGAGACAUGGAAAGAUGAGUUGAACAGUGCUGUCGAAGUGGGUGCCAUCGGGGAGACGAAGAUCGUACAUAAGCUGUGGCCUGAGAAACUUCCCAUGAAAGUGACCGACAGCAGACCUCCCAGUCGGCAGGCGCCAGUCAAUGUUGGGGAGGAUAAUCUCGUGCGUGCUGCCGCUGCCAAUUUGUUCUCCGGUCAGCCCGAGACACCCGAGCAACAGCGUGAGAGAGCUGUUGAAGCCGCGAUGGACAUCAUCGACAUUUCGACCGGUCCAGGUGGUUCCGAUAACAAAGCUGUGGGUGUGUCAAACUGGGGUCGAGCGGGUGCUGUGCGAACGUACGCCCAAUGUGGAGUGAUCUAUGCAAAUGAGAGAGAAGCCAAGAUCCUAAAACCUACACUGAUGCCCUCGGCAUAUUAUGGGAGGAGACCCCUGGCCAACUACAUUCGCAAAGGCCACAAUAUUGGCAUCCCUGUGGUUCGCGGAUUCGACCAAGCCAUAUGGGAUAAGCUACAUCCUCCAAAGACCAACACGAGGAAGACACAAGGACAACAUGGUAUCUCGUCUUCCGGACCGAAUGCGAAAAAGCGAUCACAGAACGAUCCUGAGUUGGCCAACAGCGAGCGGCCGGUAGUCUCGGAACUGGUGCUGGUCAUUCACGGCAUCGGGCAGAAAUUGAGCGAGCGCAUGGAAAGUUUCAACUUCACGCACGCCAUCAAUGCUUUCCGAAGAGAGAUCAUGGUCGAAUGCGGGAACAAAGAAGUCAAGACCCACUUCCGCGACGACAUGGGUGGGAUCAUGGUCCUGCCCGUAAAUUGGCGACAUCAGCUGUCAUUCGAAGAGGGAGGGUAUCGCAAUGAGGACGAUCCUGCCAGCUCAAAGCCAGACGAUACAAAUAGCUUCACCCUUCAGGACAUCACACCGGACACUCUACCGUCCGUACGUGGGAUUGUCAGCGAUGUCAUGCUCGACAUCCCCUAUUACAUGUCGCAACAUCAGCCCAAGAUGAUUGCAGCAGUCAUCAGGGAAGCCAACAAGGUCUAUCAACUCUGGUGUCAGAAUAAUCCUGGUUUCGCCGAGCACGGAAAGGUGCACAUCAUCGCUCACUCUCUGGGUAGCGUCAUGGCUAUUGACAUAUUGUCGAAACAGCCCACGCAAAUACCUCAGCAUCUGUCGGAUCCGACAAAUCUCGACCUUGAUGUUGAAAAUCUCGACCAUCUCCUGUUCAACACACACAAUCUCUUCCUAGCAGGCUCGCCAGCUGGCUUCUUCCUACUUCUCCGUCGCGCACAGCUUCGCCCAAGAUUGCAUCACCCUUCGCCUCAAGCCCUCGCGGAUCCAUCUACCAACAAUCCCACUAUAUGCGGCGAAAAAGGACAAUACGGAUGCAUUGCAGUCGACAACAUCUACAACAUCAUGAACGGCUAUGAUCCCGUCGCCUACCAAAUGAAUGCAACCGUGGACGUGUCCCUCGCAUCCUCUCUCAAGAAAGCCGUCGUCCCGUCCAACACACCGGGCUAUUGGUUCGCAGCGGGUACAUCCAACACAACUCGAUGGUUCUCUGGCCGUCCGAACCUCACUGGCGCGCCUCCACCGCUUCCACGACUUCCGAGUACUGUGGAACUUGAGAUUCACGAUUUCACACGCGAGGAGAUCGCCGAGCAGAGAAUGUUGUUGUUGAACGAUAAUGGUCAGAUUGAUUUCUACGUAAGAUAUGGCGGUGGAUAUCUUGAGAUUCAGUAUUUGACUAUGCUGGGUGCGCAUUCGAGCUAUUGGGGUUUGAAARACUUCAUCAGGUUUGUGGUGGUGGAACUCGGUAGAAGGGGUGGGAAGGAUGGAGCGUUGCCUGGGUUGAGGGCUGUGAAGAAGAAGAGUCCUGUUGGCGGGAAGUCUUUGUAG